AUGACUCUAUUCGCCGAAUUGAACUUUCUCGCGAGGUCCGCCUACAUUGCCAUGGCGGGUGUCCUCGUGGCCGUUACAAUCAUGAUCGUUGUGAAUCCUCUACAACAAAUUUACAACUUCUUUCGCAAUCCAAGGGGAGAACCUGGUCCGAGUCCACCAUGGUAUGAAUUGAUAGACGAACACGCCGUGGAAAGCGAUGAGGAGGAUGAGGGCAGCUGGCUGCUGUCAUGA
Trichoderma virens Gv29-8 is the source of this 231-nucleotide messenger RNA. RefSeq lists its product as uncharacterized. The record is from RefSeq and is a predicted model, not a curated record. Bases 1 to 231 code for a protein of 76 amino acids. NCBI's taxonomy places the organism in Eukaryota, Fungi, Ascomycota, Sordariomycetes, Hypocreales, Hypocreaceae. The transcript has 2 exons.